AUGUCAUCACUGGUUGGUGUCAUUGAUUUGGCAUCAGUUCUGUUGCAAUGCUUCGCUCUAAUACUGAUCGGCUAUAUCUCCGGUCGUUUAGAGCUGAUCCCAGUGUCGGACACAGGGCUGAGCUCUUUCGUGUCCUGCUAUGCAUUGCCGGCCCUUAUCUUCCAGUCUUUGGCCACAUCUGACUUAUCACACAUUGACUGGAAUUUUGUGGUCAGUCUUCUCAUAUCGAAGACAAUAAUAUUCUUAUCAGUGGUCAUCAUAACUGCAAUCCUCACCAAACCUACUAAUUUGGGCAAAUCUGGUCUUUUCGGCAUUUUCUGCACCCAAUCAAAUGACUUCGCAUUGGGUUAUCCUCUCUUGACCUCUCUUUACGCCAAAUCCAACCCACAGUUUGCCGGAUAUCUCUAUGUCUUAGCGCCCAUUCAAUUGGUUUUAUUGAAUCCGAUGGGUCUUCUGCUCAUAGAAACCGACAAACAGUGCCGAAGACAACGACUGCAACUCAACAACUGUUCCGUCAUUUUGCUGAAAGUGUUGAAACAAAUCAUUAAGAAUCCGAUUAUAGUUAUGACGGUUUUGGGAAUCCUUUGGAACCGAAUGUUCAAUCAUACCAUACCUGAGCUCUUAGUGCCUCUCCUCCAAGUCCUCUCCAACUCCUUCUCUGCCACCGCUCUCUUCCUAUUGGGCUCACAACUGGUCGGCAAACUCAAGAUAUUCACCACUUCCUCGUAUAUACUACUGGUAUCGUUAGUAUUGGUGAUGACAAAGAUUCUCAUUCUUCCGCUUCUAAAUCGUGUGAUUAUUCAAAAUCUAAUGGACUCUCAAAAUAAUCAAACGUUAGAAUUAAGUAAUUUUGGAUUUCUUUACGGAACGUUCCCCUCAGCGCCGACAGCAUUUAUAUUUGCACUUCAAUACGACUCCGGCAUACCAUCAACCAUACUGUCCACUGGAAUGGUUAUGUCAACUGUUUUGUCAGCGCCUCUGAUGUUUGUUUCGGCGAAUAUGAUAAGAAUGUCGGCCAAUGAGAGCCUUCCCUUCAGUGCAUUUCACAGCGAUUUGGGACAAACCAUGUCUUACUCGGGACUUAUGAGUGUGUUCUGUGUGUUGUGGACACUCAGUGUACUGCUCUGUGGCCACAAAUGGCGAAGUCUCACCCAUAAGUGCACCAUAGCUUUGGGUGUCUCCCAACUUAUGGCAGGAAUGGGAGGCUAUUUGUGGCAAUUCAUGGAUAGCUCCGCAUCUUUGAAGGGAUAUUAUUUGAUUCAUCACUUGCAAUAUCGUGAGCACAUGGAAGAGGCCAACGAAAUGACUCCUCUUAUAGGCGGCGACACGAAUGGACACCAUAUGAAUGAAUGUGUUUCAGACUUUCAUCAACUCUCGCAACAUAUGUUUCUUUUGCUGACACUUUUGCCCUCAAUGUUAAUCGGAUUAACCGUUUCGAUCGGCAAACUUGUGACAGAGAGACCGACCGGAAUAUUCAUAGAAUUGGAAUUUCUCGAUAUAUUACUCAAUUACGGACAGGGAGUCAUCACAUUUCUUAUCUUCGGUCUCGAUAUGACUCCCGUUUUCUAUAGAAUCAGAAACCUAUACUCUGGUCGACACGACAACCCUUGUAUUGUUUUGCCCCCAUUAGAGGCUCUGAGACCCGCUACUAAAGAAAUAUUAGAAACGGUUUGUGAGAAACAAAAGUUGGAUUCAAAAGAUUACGAAUUAUCUCGAAAUAACAAACCCGUGGACUUGAGUCUAACCAUCCGAUUUGCAAACAUCCCAAACAAUGGACAGUUAGACUUAAGAGUGUCAACCGUUCAGAGAUGUGACGAGAAAGUAACGAUUGCUAUCGAUUUGGAAACCGGUGAACGAAAAAUUGAAGAAUUUGAAUCAAAUGACAACUUAUGGCAUAUUAUUCAUAAGGUCUUUGAAGGCAAUCCUAUCUUAAAUGUCGACACAAAUAUGGAUUUGUGUGUAAUAUAUAUGCGAAAAGAGAUAUUAGGAGAAACUGAGUUAAAGAAAACAAAUUUGAAAGGUUUGGGUUUAUUUCGAGGGAAAGCCGUCAUGAGAUUAGUUGUGAGAGCUGUGGAGUCACCCAAAGAGAACCCAUUUGUUGAAUCACUAAUAUUACGAAAACCGGAUGCUUUGAGCAAAAGACUUUCAAAUUGUGAGACCAACUCAACGCCACAGCAAAUGAUUGCCGCAUCUAUGCCUCCGCCACAGUCAUCAUCACAUUCACCACCAGAACAACACAUAGAACCCGAACAGGAGAUAAUCUAUGACAGAAAAGUGUCAGAAAACAAGUAUUCUUUAGCCAAUGAAACGAAAGGCAUUGAAGAAGACAAUUGUCAACAAAUGGAAGCGGAAUCUGAAGAGAGUUGCGAUGAAGGCCCUGAAAUCCUUAAUUAUUUGGGAGACAAUAAUGAGGGCAUUUUUAUCUCAAUCUCUGAUUUGCCAAAAGUGAUGAAAAUUGAUUAUCCGGACAACUUCUAUGAGACUACCCAAGAUGAUUUGGUCACUGUUCUCAAAGGACUUCGACAACAACAAGGCGAGAGAAUGAUGGAAACGAAACAAAUGAGAGAACAACGAAAGAGGAAUGAAAUGCUUAGAUAUAAGUCCACUGUUGUCCGCAUCUGCUUUGGAAAUGAUAAACUCAUAUUUCAGGCCAUUUUUAAGCCAACUGACACCGUGGACACUGUUAUGCGGACAGUUAGCAGUUAUGUGAUACCCAAUCAAUUCUAUUUAUAUACAACUCCACCCAAACAUGAAUUGAAUGCCGGAUCGACACUAUUUGAUAGUAAUUUAGUUCCUGCGGCUGUCGUACAAUUUGGAUCUAAAUCUUGUAAACCCGAGGAUAAAAUGAUUAGACAUGAGUUUUUGGACAAAAUCAGUUCAUACAAAUCGGCCGCAAAGAUAGCAUUGAAUUCGCGAAAGCCUGUGAAAGCAAGCGGUGCUGAUGUUCGCGGCAGUUCACAAGAAAAGCCACAACUCUCGGGUCCGAAAGUCCCGAAAUGUUCUGAUGUGAAGAGUCCGGGUCUCAUAUUUCAGGCCAUUUUUAAGCCAACUGACACCGUGGACACUGUUAUGCGGACAGUUAGCAGUUAUGUGAUACCCAAUCAAUUCUAUUUAUAUACAACUCCACCCAAACAUGAAUUGAAUGCCGAAUCGACACUAUUUGAUAGUAAUUUAGUUCCUGCGGCUGUCGUACAAUUUGGAUCUAAAUCUUGUAAACCCGAUGAUAAAAUGAUUAGACAUGAGUUUUUGGACAAAAUCAGUUCAUACAAAUCGGCCGCAAAGAUAGCAUUGAAUUCGCGAAAGCCUGUGAAAGCAAGCGAUGCUGAUGUGAGCGGCAGUUCACAAGAAAAGCCACAACUCUCGGGUCCAAAAGACCCGAAAGUCCCGAAAUGGUUUAAAACCAAUAAAUAA
Molecule: messenger RNA, 3411 nt
Organism: Oppiella nova
Lineage: Eukaryota; Metazoa; Arthropoda; Arachnida; Sarcoptiformes; Oppiidae
Source: the annotation of a GenBank genome assembly